Molecule: messenger RNA, 5661 nt
Organism: Ahaetulla prasina
Lineage: Eukaryota; Metazoa; Chordata; Lepidosauria; Squamata; Colubridae
Gene: F13A1
Product: coagulation factor XIII A chain
Exons: 15
Coding region: 165-2372 (735 amino acids)
Biological process (GO): blood coagulation, fibrin clot formation; peptide cross-linking
Molecular function (GO): protein-glutamine gamma-glutamyltransferase activity
Source: RefSeq, a predicted model, not a curated record
AUGAAGGGAGGGGAUGGAGGAAGGGAGUGGUGGGGGUGGAAGAGACCAUAUAUAGCAUUUGCUCAAGCCUAAUAUUUGCACAGAGUUUGCACUAUUUGUGAAACUGAGGAGAAACAAGACACACAACUUCUAAGACAAGGGGAGGCAUCAGUGAGAUAGCUACAAUGUCAGAACCAACGGCCACUGAGAAUAAGAGAACUCAUGCUACUUUGAGUGGGCGAAGAGCUAUUCCACCCAAUGUUUCCAAUGCAGAAGAAGACGAAGUACCUGAAGUAGAGACUAUUGGUUUGGUGCCAAGGGGAUUUAAGAGCGAAGAUAUUCUGGAAGUCGAAAGAGUCAAUGUAUUCAGCCGUGAAUAUGAAAUUAAUAAAAAGGAGCACCACACAGACAAAUACUACAAUUUCAAAUUGAUUGUGCGCCGAGGACAGACUUUCCAUAUGCAGAUUACAUUCACUCGUGCAUACAAUCCAGAGAAGGACCAAUUCUGGAUUGAAUACCUUAUAGGGCGAUACCCACAACAAAACAAAGGCACUUACAUCCGCGUCCCUUUGGUCCAAGAGCUGGAAAGUGGGAAAUGGGGUGCUAAGAUCACCCACAGGGCCAACACUUCUGUGGCCCUGAACAUUAUGCCAGCUGCAAACUGCAUUGUGGGAAAAUUCCGCAUGUAUGUUGCAGUGCUGACUCCAAUGGGCAUUCUCAGAACAAGACGAAACCCAGACACCGAUACUUACAUAUUGUUCAAUCCCUGGUGUAAAGAGGAUGCGGUGUUUAUGGAUGAAGAAGAAGAAAGGAAAGAGUAUGUCCUGAAUGACCUUGGAGUUAUUUUCUAUGGGAGCCCUGAAAAUAUACGAUCAAGAAGCUGGAACUAUGGUCAGUUUGAAGAGGGUGUUUUGGAUGCUUGCCUGUAUUUGAUGGACAGAGCACAACUGGACCUCUCCGGCCGUGGGAAUCCUAUCAAAAUCAGCCGUGUUGGCUCUGCUAUGAUCAAUUCUCAAGAUGAUAAUGGUGUGGUUUAUGGGUCUUGGGACAACAUUUAUGAAUAUGGAGUAGCACCAUCAUCCUGGACAGGAAGUGUAGACAUUCUAUUGGAAUAUUAUAGUACUAAGGAGCCAGUGCGAUAUGGGCAGUGCUGGGUCUUUGCUGGCGUUUUCAACACUUUUUUGAGGUGUCUAGGAAUUCCUGGACGAGUCAUCACUAACUAUUCUUCAGCUCAUGAUAAUGAUGCCAACUUACAAAUGGAUGUGUUUAUGGAUGAAUAUGGAAAGGUGGAUUCCAAACUCACAAAAGAUUCAAUUUGGAAUUAUCAUUGCUGGAAUGAAGCUUGGAUGUCCCGACCUGACCUUCCUGUUGGUUUUGGUGGCUGGCAAGCUGUAGAUAGUACUCCUCAAGAAAACAGUGACGGCAUGUAUCGGUGCGGUCCAGCUUCUGUUCAAGCCAUCAAGCAUGGACAUGUCUGUUUCCAGUUUGAUUCACCUUUUGUUUUUGCAGAGGUGAACAGUGAUGUUAUAUAUUCAAAAGCAAUGAAGGAUGGGUCUAAAGUGAUUCAACAUAUUGACAAAACCCAGGUUGGAAAAUUAAUUUUGACUAAGGAAAUGGGUUCAAAUAAAAUGAAGGAUAUCACUGAACAUUACAAAUUUCAAGAAGGCACAGAAGAAGAAAGACUGGCCCUGGAGACGGCCUUAAUGUAUGGUGUUAAAAAAACUGUGACUGAGGACAUCUCAUCCAGUACGGAGGUUGACAUGAAUGUUGUGAUAGAAGAUUCAGUUCUUGGCAGUGAUUUCAAUGUCACAAUUACUUUCCAAAACAAAACAUCAAGACACUACACCGCAACGGCUUAUAUUUCUGGCAAUGUUGUAUUUUAUACUGGAGUCCCAAAGACUGAAUUCAAGAAUGACAGCUUUGAUGUGACCCUAGAACCCAUGAAAGCUGAAACUCUUGAGGUGCUCAUCGAGUCAAGCGAGUACAUGAGCCAGUUGCUGGAACAAGCUUCCCUACACUUCUUCGUCACAGCCCGUGUCAAUGAACUACAAAAGAUCCUGGCCCGGCAGAAGACCGUUUCGCUUAAAAUCCCACAAUUGCACCUCAAGGUUCCUGGAGAGAAAGUUGUUGGUAAGGACAUGACAGUAAUAGUCGAGUUUCCCAACCCUCUGAAGCAAAAUCUCACCAAUGUCUGGGUCCGACUUGAUGGCCCUGGUGUGCUAAAACCAGUCUCAAAGUUAUUCAGAGAGAUUGCACGGAAUUCAACCUUAAUCUGGGAAGAUAAAUACGUUCCAAAGCAGCAUGGCUUCCGAAAGUUGAUUUCAAGCUUGAAUUGUGAUGCCUUACGACAUGUCUAUGGCGAGCUAGACAUCAAUAUUCAGAGUGCCAAGUAAAGAUCUUCUCCUUUCUUUCCUUUUUUUUAAAUUCAGUAAUUCCACCUUUCAUGACAGGAAAGUAAAAGAAAGAACUGCAUUUUCAAACUUCUGCUAUAAUCCAGAAGUUGCCAAACAUAUAUUCUGCGCAUAUGCUUUCUAUUUUUUUCCCCCAAUUUAUUUUCAGAGGGGGUUUUUUCCACUCAAAAUGAUGAAAGAUCAAGUUCAUAUAAACAUAUACAAAUAUCCACCCAUUCAUUUACAUCAUUCCUUUCCUCAAAGUUAAUUACAUGAGGUACAUAAUCCCCACUUUUGUCACAAACAACACUGUAAAAUCUGUUGAACCAAGGGAUUGUGAUUAAACACUAAGCCUCAAACUCAUGAGAUUUUGAUUGAGAGUAAGAUAGAUGGCCCAGAAGCAAUUUAAGUCCAAGUCUCCUACUUCCUGAUACAACGCGCUUUUUUUUUUUAUCACAACAAUAUAUGUAGGUAUCAUACAAAAGAUUAUAUAGUAUAUAAACACAUAUAUGAGUAAAUAUAAGGAGGUAUAAGCAUAUAUAUAGGAAGAAGAAAAGAAAAAAAACAAUAGGACAGGAACGGUAGGCACGUUUGUGCGCUUAUGCAUGCCCCUUAUGGUCCUCUUAGGAAUGGGGUGAGGUCAAUAGUAGAAAGUUUUUGGAUAAAACUUUUAGGAUUAUGGGAAGAGACCACAGUCAGGUAAAGUAUUCCAUCGUAUCAAAUUAAACAGCAACAUUUACAUACACUGAUUUUCUUUGCCCAUCGAUGUCUUUGCUGAGAUUCAGCACUGGACUGAGUCUUCUUUUGUCCCAAACUGACAUAAACAUUACUAAAAGACAAUAACUGGGCACCAAUAAAAAAACCAAACAGAAUUAUUUCAACAGACAACAGAAAAUUACUCAAUAUGAAUAAGUUCAAGUGAUAAUUAGUUCCCAACUAAUAAUAAGAAUAUAUGCUGUUACAAAUUAAAAUCAGAACAAUUUUAAAAUAUUUCAGCUUCUAGAGCAUUCUGAAUGUUUAUUUUAAUUAAAACUUGCUAUCCCAUAGAUACUUUGAAAGAGAGAGAAAAAAUCAGGGCAAUAAAAUGUUCUCUUUGUUGUCUUUUAUUCCCAACAAGCUUCGAUGUGUGCAAAGUGAGAGUUUGAUUCUGAAAACAUAGGUUGAAUUUUUACUUUCUCCCCCUGCCUUUCAUUAUAACUUGAUUCUUACCAGCAUUUUGAGCACUGUCUGUCGAGGCCUGUUGUGUAGAAGCCACCUUGCCUUUCAUGGGGAAGAGUUAAAGAAGUCAUGAGAUUUGCUUUAGCACUUCUGUUAGCGAGUCAUAUAUCCAGAGGGCAUCUUUGAGAUUUCGCUGAGAAUAGAAGCACAGCUGCAGCUAUGCUUGAAGUGGGCGAAAUCAAAAUCAGAACAAUGGUGGAUGAGAUGCUCUGUCCCUUUUGAAUGGCCAUGCAGCUUCAGAGUGGAUUUGAACCUCCUCUCAACAGUCAAUGCAGCUGCUCAGAUACAUUCCUUUCAGUGGCUUACCAGCAAUUUCAGUUGCAAAUAUUAAUAUGAUUGGUCUAUCGGGGUAACCAAAGUAUUCUGAGAUAGGUGGUGUCUAAUUGUGACUAACUAUUGCCGUUAAAUACAUACAAAUUGUGGGUUGAACUUGCUAGAAUAUCAAUUGGCCGUGAUUACUGAUUGCUAGCAGAGGCAUCUAGGAUGAUAUAUAAGAGGAAUAAAAAGACAUCCCAUCCUUAAAGGCUAUCCUAUCUGUCCUUGCAUGGCUCAGUGCCUACUUCACGUCUCUGUUUUGGUAGAAAUUGCAAGGGGUUAAAUCCAACACUGGGACACCGAUCCUCAAGCUGUGUUCCUUUAUAGGCAAGAUCAGCCAUGCUGUGUUAUUAAGCAAAUUUUAAGAAAUCUGCUCUAGAUUUUCAAAAUCAUAGAAAUUUGCUUUCUUGAAACUUACAAGGUGACAUUAUCCUAACCAACUCUGUUCUCAAAGAGCUAAGUAGAACCAUGGUUACUAUUUGGAUGGGAAGCUAUCAGAACAACUCAGAAGAUGACAUUAAAAAAUGAAUUCUGUAUUGUUACCAACACUGUAAGAGGGCAGCCAUGUAAGUCUAUGCAGGCAGUCCUUGAUUUAUGAUCAUAAUUGAGCCCAAAAUUUUCAUUGCUGAGUGAGACGUUUGUUAAGUGAAUUUUGCCCCAUUUUAUGACCUUUCUUGCCCAGUUGUUAACUGAAUCACUGCAGUUGUUAAGUUAGUAAUAUGGUUGUUAAGUGAAACUGGCUUCCCCAUUGACUUUGGUUGUCAGAAGGUUGCAAAAGGUUACACCACGUGACCUUGGGACACUGUAAUUAUCAUAAAUAUGAGUCAGUUGCCAAGCAUCUGAUUUUUGAUCACAUGACCAUGGGGAUGCGGCAACAGUCAUACGUGUCAAAAACAGUAAUAAGUCACUAUUUUCAGUGCUGUUGUAACUUCAAAUGGUCACUAAAUGAACUGUUGUAAAUUGAGGACUACGUAUAGAGCCAAAAAAAUCAGGAGGAGUCUAGUGGCAGAAUAAUAUGUUUUACUGAAAAGCAACUGAGCUGUAACUCAUAAAAGCUUUUGCCUUUUAAUAACAUUUGUCUGAAAAGAUACUACCAGACACCUACUGUUGCCAAGAAAACUAUAUCGCCAGACUCAUGAAAUUAUUAGCAGUUGAGCUUGGCAAGGAAGACUUUACUUUUUCCCAAUUAUCAUCAAAAUUAUUUAUUUUGACCUGAAGCCAAACCAUUGUUUCAGAAGAAAAGUUGCUUGUGGAAUAUUCUACUUCAAGUCUCAAUUUGAGUUGGCUGAUAAUAACAUACUGUACCUUGGAUGGAAUUUGCGGGAACAACUUAAGACCCCAGCAAGGCAAUUUUAAGUGGUCAUUGAUAAUGAGCCUCUUUUGAUAUGCCAUGAGUUUAUUCCUUUGAGAAAUUAUCUAAUUAAGUGCGCAUUGUUAAUGAAGUCAGUUUGUAUGUAAAAUUUGAUUAUACUGCUUUACACCAAAGUCAGCUAUUGUUAAUCUUCUUUUCACUUGUGUCUUAAAAGCUUAUAUCUAAGGAUAUUUACCCAAGUAGUAUGGCUGUAUUACUAUUAUCCUUCUCAUCUCUUCUACCAACUUCUCUUAUUGGUAUUUUAGGAUUAUAUUACUUUGUUGUUUAUAUGUAUACUGAAAGCCUUUGCACAAAUUCCUUGUGUGUCUUAUCACACUUGGCCAAUAAAGUAUUCUUUUCUAUUCUAUUACCACAAACUAAUGCAAUAAAAGAAUCACCUUGCCUGCA